Messenger RNA from Melampsora larici-populina 98AG31, 1026 nucleotides. RefSeq lists its product as uncharacterized. Bases 1 to 1026 code for a protein of 341 amino acids. NCBI's taxonomy places the organism in Eukaryota, Fungi, Basidiomycota, Pucciniomycetes, Pucciniales, Melampsoraceae. The transcript is spliced from 6 exons. Gene Ontology annotation, molecular function: RNA binding; pseudouridine synthase activity. Gene Ontology annotation, biological process: pseudouridine synthesis. The record is from RefSeq and is a predicted model, not a curated record.
AUGGCGUCCAUCGUAUUUCCUCCCUUUCGAUCGACGUGCCGUUGGUUCUCGGUCAAAACUGCAGCCCGAGCUGUUGUGCCCGCAAAAUCUAUACCUCCUGUUGACCUACAGGACACUGCAUCCAAACCACCCAGUCCAACAGCAAGCUCGAGGCUUCCUCGGUCACAAAUCAAACGGGCGAAGAUCGCAGAGGAGAAAUUAGUUCAUCAUUUGAAAGCGAAAGAAGAAUUAGAAAACCGACUACGAGCUAGUUUUCGUCCACCUGAAAUUCUAUACGACGAUGAGAAAGUCUUGGUGAUCAACAAGCCGGCUGGUUGCGCCUUGCAAGCUGAAGAAGGAUCAGAGGCUUUCAUUCGAUGGAAUUUGAUCCACGAUCAUUUCACAAACAUCUAUGGAAAGCUCUACCUAGUUCAGCGUCUUGACAAGUCAACCUCAGGUCCUUUGAUACUUGCUCGAUCAUCAUCAGUAGCUCGAACGAUUGGUACUCAAUUCAAACAGUCUACUAUUAAAAAGCGAUACCUCGCGCUCGUCCAAUUCCUUCCCACGAAGAGAGGUCCAAUCCAGGAGGCAACUACUCAAGGGAAAGUGCUUUGUAGGAUGCGUAAUCGGAGUGAUAAGAUGGUAAUCGCAGAAGCGAAUCGUACGGGACCUGAUUGCAAACGCGCAGAGACUGAUUGGAAGCUGGUUACCGCCACAUCAACCCAUGCCAUUGUCUCUUUGCUACCAACCACCGGACGAAAACAUCAGUUACGACUAGUUUGUUCGAGAUUUCUAUCAGCACCAAUUGUUGGUGACUUUAAGUACGACUUCAGAUACUUGAGCGAUAAAUCUCAGAAAUGUAUUGAAGACUUUUUGAAAAGAGAAAGUGAUAGUAGGAUCAUGUUGCACUCUUCACAAAUUGAAUUCAAACUUUAUCGAAAGGAAGAACCCAAGCAGAUCACUAUCAAAGUUCGAGCUCCGUUUCCUGAAGAUUUUAGAAUCCUGUGUGACCAACUCGAUCUUGCAACAGAAGAUUUGCGCCAUUAG